GUUGAACUGAUUGCUGAGUUCGAAUGCUUGACUUGCUCAUCGCCAUUUUUUGCUUGGCGCUCGUUUCGGUUGCAACGCGCAACUGCCCUGUGUGCUGUACUUGCUCCGUUCCCCUAGCUAGAGCGUCCACGGUGUCGUUCUUUUAUAGCUAGAUAACAGGGAAUCUUUUACUGUACCAAUAAAAGUUUCCCUGCAACUCGAUCUGUCUUCUGGAAUCGCUCUCUGGGCUCCCGGAAUAGGCAACCCUCUAAAUUGGUGACCCCGAAUCCGGAUCAAUCUCCGCGCCGGAUAUUUAGAACUUUUCUCCGGUGAGCUCGUUCCAUUUAUUUUUCAUAUUUUCCGGUUUUAUUUUUGCAUACGGUAGCCUAUUUUUUCGCGUCAUUUUUUCAAAUCAUGGAAUCUGUAGACCAUAACGUAGAGUCUCUACUAAGCGUUGUAUCUCUCUCAGUUCCACCUUUUUGGGACAUGGAUCCUGUUUUGUGGUUCGCUCAUCUUGAGGCUGAGUUUUAUAACCACAGAAUCACUUCCGACUACGCGAAGUAUUGCAAGCUCCUGUCCUAUCUCCCCAAGGAGAUAUCAAUGCAGGUUCGUGACAUCAUCAUUUCUCAGACCGAAAACCGCUAUGAGGCUCUCAAAGAGGCCACGAUCAAGCGUGUUAUGCCCUCUGAGAAAGUUCGCCUGCAGCAGCUUUUCAGGGAUCUGCAACUGGGCGACAAACUGCCCUCAACCCUGCUACGGGAGAUGCAGCAACUCCUUGGUUCUUCAACCAUGGAUGAGACUUUACUUCGCGAACUAUGGCUACAACGGCUACCGGAAAACACACAAGCGAUUCUCGCUACAGUGAGCUCCGUUCCGCUCACUCAACUAGCAGACUUAGCGGAUCGAGUUAUUGAACGAUCACAGCCACAGGCCAACGCCAGCAAGGUCCAUGCCGUCGCGUCCCAGGGCACUUCUAUCACUGGCUUACAGUCAACCAUAGAAGCCCUGCAAACACAAGUCGCGACACUUAGUCGCCAGGUCCAGCAGCUUACUAUGGACCGUCGUCGUCAUAGCCGAUCAAAAUCGCCCUGCAAACGUUCUAAGUCUAACAACAGGCAAGCUAGCUGUUGGUACCACCAGCGUUUUGGUACCGCAGCUCGUAAGUGUGUCAAGCCUUGCAACUUCGCCGAGAAGCAGGGAAAACUUCUCGGCCGGUCCGUAACGGCGACGGACGCGACUGGCCAACACCAAAGUCGCCUCAUCCGUGUUAGGGAUUUAACUUUCGGCACCGAGUUUCUAAUCGACACUGGAGCCGAAGUUAGCGUUAUACCCCGUGGCCCACAUGAGGUCGUCUCACCAUCGCCGACCAAGCUGCGUGCCGCCAAUGGCACACCAAUCGCAACUUUCGGCGAAAAGCUGCUAACGCUCAAUUUAGGCCUCCGGCGAACCUUUCGCUGGCCUUUCAUAAUCGCUGCUGUGCCUUUCGCUAUCAUAGGCAUAGACUUUCUGCAACGCUUCGACCUCAUCGUCGACGCUAAAAGGAAGAAGCUUAUCGACUCCAGGACACAGCUCAGUAUUAUCGGGACCAGCGCCAACGUGGCUGCUAUCACUCCCAUUCGUGUCCUAGCUCAAGCUUCACAGCCUUUUCUAGAGCUUUUCAGCAAGCACCCUAAACUCGUUCGCGUCCUGAACGACUUGCCUCCUGUGACGUCGAACGUCAUGCAUUACAUUUGCACUAAGGGCCCACCUGUUUCGGCCCGCCCUCGCCCACUAGCCCCGGACAAGCUCAAAGCUGCUAAGGCGGAAUUCGAGCAAAUGCUCGAACUGGAAAUCAUCCGCCCGUCUAAAAGUCCAUGGGCAUCACCAUUACACAUGGUGCCGAAGAAAUCCGGUGACUGGCGCCCUUGUGGUGACUACAGGGCACUUAACAAAGUUACCGUCCCGGAUAAAUACCCUAUCCCGCACAUGCACGACUUGACCUCAGCUCUAGCUGGCAAGUCUAUCUUUAGCAAAGUCGACCUAGUUCGCGCCUAUCAUCAGAUACCUGUGGCGCCAGAUGACAUUGCUAAAACAGCAGUCAUCACACCAUUCGGCCUUUUCGAGUACCUCAGAAUGCCUUUCGGCCUCAGCAACGCUGCUCAAACUUUUCAGCGUUUCAUUCAUGAGGUAACGCGAAGACUCGAAGGCGUUUAUCCUUAUCUAGAUGACAUUCUUAUCGCGAGCUCUUCUGAUGAAGAACAUCUUCAUCACCUCGACGCUCUCUUCCAACGCUUAACCCAGCAUGGGGUUACCGUCAACCCCGAUAAAUGCGAGCUUGGCCAAAGUUCCAUCGACUUUCUUGGCCACCGCAUAUCCGCCUCUGGUAUUGAAGCCCUGCCAGACAAAAUCCAGGCACUGAAGGACUAUCCUGCUCCCAGUUCCUUCAAGCAGUUACGCCGAUUCCUUGGCCUGGUUAACUAUUAUAGACGUUUUAUUCCUAACUGCGCGAGCAUUGUUCAACCAAUGACUGACUUGCUCCGCGGUAAACAACGCUCUUUUCAUUUUACAGACGACGCUAAAUUGUCUUUCGAGAAGCUUAAAGACGCUAUCUCCAACAUAGCGCUUCUCGCCCAUCCAGACACGUCUGCAUCACUCUCUCUGACAACUGACGCAUCAGACACUGCCGUCGGUGCAGUUCUUCAACAACUCAUCGACCGUCGAUGGAUACCUCUAGGUUUCUUCUCAAAGCGCUUACAACCUGCCGAAUCGCGAUACAGCACCUUCGGUAGGGAACUGUUAGCUAUCUACCUAGGUAUCCGACAUUUCCGUCAUUAUCUCGAAGGUCGACAUUUUACAGUCUUCACCGACCACAAGCCAUUGAUCUACGCAAUCAAUGGCGCAACAGACAAGUACUCGCCGCGGGAAACUAGACACCUAGACUACGUUUCUCAGUUUACGACAGACGUACGUCAUGUCUCAGGUGCUCUCAAUCCCGUCGCGGAUGCGCUUUCACGCAUUCAGCAGAUCAGCUUAUCGCCUGGCACCAACAUUGAUCUAGCCGCUAUGGCUGCUGCCCAACAAGCUGAUCCCGACAUACGCAAGCUACGACGCAACAUCACUGAGACGAUCACCAUUGAUCGACUCAAGCCAGCAUACCUUGACAAGUCUGACUCGCCGGUGCAACAAGCACCUUCACAGCCCGUGCCAUCACAGCCGGCACCGCAAACGCAGACGAGUCAGUCCGCUCCAGCAGAACCGACAAACACAACCGACAGCACUCCUACCCGCCCUACUCUCAAUCGACGCGGUAGGAAACUCAAGCCUCCAGUUCGUUUUUCAGACUUUGUCAGCACUUACUAUUUUACAUAGAACGUGCCUUAGAAAUUUUCUGCUCUUACUAAACGUUUUUGAAAAUCCACAAAAAAGACCAAAACGUUUUGAAACUACCAAAAAAGAGCAAAAUCUUUUGAAAACCCAAAAACAGCUUUGCACGUUUUUCGCUUUACACUCUUUUGUGUAUUGCUAUGCAUUUAUGCUGCUUUUUCAUUUUGCUUUCCAUAUACACCGUCGGUUGGUUGCACCUCGGUUUCACUUUCCGCUGGAUCUCCGCACGUCAACUGGAAGUUCAACAAUCUUCCUGCUCAACUGCCUACGUGAACUUUAUUAACUGUCCCCCCCACAAACAGUUUUUUUACCGUUUCGACACCGUAGGGAGGACACGGGUGGGAGCCCGCUAGGGUCCGAUUGCAUGGUUCUCCCCCAGCAGCUGCAUCGGGUUUCACAACCUGGUCUCGCAGAAGGCUGGCCCGCGACGGACAGUCCUCACGUAGAUCGAAGGACUGCUUACACAGUCCCUUCUGGGAGAGGGCUAUGUAGCAGUCUGGAGAUUCCCCGGUUUGCUUGUGUAAAAUUCUAACCAAAAUUCUAUAAUUGUACACUUAGGCAACCGGUGUGGUUUGUUGAACUGAUUGCUGAGUUCGAAUGCUUUACUUGCUCAUCGCCAUUUUUGCUUGGCGCUCGUUUCGGUUGCAACGCGCAACUGCCCUGUGUGCUGUGCUUGAUCCGUUCCCCUAGCUAGAGCGUCCACGGUGUCGUUCUUUUAUAGCUAGCUAACAGGGAAUCUUUUGCUGAACCAAUAAAAGUUUCCCUGCAACUCGAUCCGUCUUCUGGAAUCGCUCUCUGGGCUCCCGGAAUAGGCAACCC
Dicrocoelium dendriticum is the source of this 4161-nucleotide messenger RNA. The record is from the annotation of a GenBank genome assembly. NCBI's taxonomy places the organism in Eukaryota, Metazoa, Platyhelminthes, Trematoda, Plagiorchiida, Dicrocoeliidae.